GGUUAAGCCCGGCCUCCUUUUUCUUAUGGGAAGCGCGCUGGCUGAUCCGAGGAGCUGGGCUUCGGAUUGUCCGUUUCUGGAGCUGGUGCUUUAGGGAGACCCACAAAAUGUGACUCACGGCCUGGCUGGUCUCACUGGCGGUGCAGGGAUUGUGACUCUUUCUCUGGGUUUUGCCCUCCUGGCUGCACCAGCAACCCUUUCUGCGGGCGGGACAUGUUUUGAAGCUUUCCUGCCCAAGCCAGCAAGUCCCUGCGAGUCACCAUGGCAACCAAGCAGCCCCCCCCUCUGAUGAAGAAGCACAGCCAGACAGACCUUGUGAGCCGUCUGAAGACAAGGAAGAUCUUAGGUGUUGGUGGGGAGGAUGAUGAUGGCGAGGUUCAUAGGUCAAAGAUCAGUCAAGUCUUGGGCAAUGAAAUCAAGUUUGCAGUGAGGGAACCUUUGGGGCUCAGGGUUUGGCAGUUUGUCUCAGCCAUCAUAUUCUCUGGGGUCGCCAUCAUGGCUCUCACCUUUCCAGAUCAAAUCUAUGAUGCUGUCUUCAAGGAAGAGGUAGUCAACAGUAAAAUGCCUAUCCGUCUCUAUGGAGGAGCUUUACUUAGUAUCUCACUCAUCAUGUGGAACGCCCUCUAUACAUCUGAGAAGGUCAUAAUCCGUUGGACCCUACUGACCGAAGCUUGCUACUUCGGGGUACAGUUCCUGGUGACUUCAAUCACCUUGGUUGAGAGUGGCCAAGUGUCUACGGGAGCCACAUUUCUUCUCAUCAGCCGAGCCCUCUUUGUACUUAUCAGCAUUUAUUACUACUAUCAAGUUGGACGCAGAUCCAAGAAAGUCUAAUGGCAGAACUUUGGGGUGGGUGGGAGAACUUGGUUGGUUUGGAAAGACUGGAGGGCUUUUCUAUUUUUUUUUUUUUCUGUUUUCUUUUCCACAUUCCUUUUUGAUCACAUUAGUGCAUUGUCUUUAAAAGCAGGAGUCAUUUAGCAUGCAUCAAUAUGUUAGUCCAGUGCUGCUCUCCCGUCUCCCUGCAGACUAAGAAAAAAGAAAGAUCAAAACUGAGGUCCUUCCGGCCUAAUCUCUCUUUGGAAAGGACAGAGAUAAUGAGGCUGGCUCAUAAUAUGAGGGAGGAUGAUUCCCAAUUGUUAGCCAAUUUACACUGUAAACCUAGAUGAUGGUCCAGGAUUUCCCAUUCUGCUAUCCUCCAGACCCAUUAGUCUGAACAUCUGUCACAACAGCCAGUGCAGGAUGGGAAUGAUGGGAGUUGAAGUCCAAGUAUCUUAGACUUGGAAAGGAAUUUCGAGCACCUUUCCAAGAUUUACACACACAGACCCAACAAUUACAUGGAAAUUGCAGUGGAGGUCUUAAGUAUAUUCUUCCUUUUCAUUUGUCACGUGAUUGGAUCUCUUGUCAAGUCUGUCUACUUAAAUUUUACAGCCAGGGCUGAAACAAUGUCUUGCCUUAUGGGGGAAUCCCAGGGCACAUUAUAAAGAAUGCUUAGAAAGUUGAAUAUUGACAUCUUUUAAUGUACCUCUUAGAAGAUGAUAUCAUGACCAUACAUCUGAAACCUUGACAUAAACUAUAUUAAUUUAAAAAAAAGAUUCAAGUUCUUUUGAAGGAAACCUCUAUCUGCUACUGCUUUUAAAUAUGCCUUUUUUGUCAUCAUUUCUCCUUGUCUUCUCUGCUGUUGGCCACUUAGUACUGUUCUAGUUAGUGGUAAGUUGUUUGGUUUUUAAAGUACUAAUUGUUAACUAAAAUACUCUCAGAUAAUUUUAGGAUGAGGAACAUUAGAAGAGGAAACUGAAAUCAUGAUUUCACAGGCUUCUUUCAAGACAAAAAUAAAAACACAGGGGAAUAUUUAUCAGUUUUUACAAAUUAUUGUCAAGUGUUAGUGCAAAUGAAGAAUGCAUAAGAGCUUGGUUAUAAACAAGUACCUAAAAUGGCAUAGUAAAUACUGAACACGUCUAGGUUAGUUUGUAUUGUGUAUGAUAGAAUGAUUUGUGAAUGUGAAAAUGUCUGAUUUUGGUGGUCUUUUCAUCCUUCUUGAAAUGGAAAGAUCAGUUAAAUUGCUAUUUAUGUGCACAUGUAUGUCUAGGAGCACCAAGGGGGAAAUUACAACUGAUUUGGUUAUUUCUCAGGUUUGGCAGUUUAUUACAUGAACUAAAUCAGUUUACUGGGAACUGUGAUUCUGUAAGAUUCCCAAAGAGGUUUAGAUAUGGAUUGUCCUCUGUUGUAGUUGCAAGAGACUGCUAACCUAGAAUAAAUUAAUUUGUUUGGGGGUAGGGAUGGCCCAAUCCAGGUUCUCUAUAUUGUUUAUGUAAUGUUUGCCAAUUACAAAUGGCAGUCUUAGCGUGUCCUUUUAUCCAUUCUGUUAUUUAGCCAAAAGAGAUAAAUAUAAGCUGAUUUCUUCAAACUCAGAACCAAAGUUCUUAAUGAUAUGAAAAAGGGCAACUAUAGACUAAAGUAAGAGAAAUAUUGCUCCAGAUAUAAUCAUGGGUCUACUCAACCUGCAAUUCAUUGUGUUCAGUUGAGAAAUAAAGUAAAUUUGCUUUUUUCCUG
Crotalus tigris (Tiger rattlesnake) is the source of this 2547-nucleotide messenger RNA. It is a transcript of the gene TP53I11, whose product is annotated as tumor protein p53 inducible protein 11. The coding region runs from base 262 to 831 and encodes 189 amino acids. The transcript is spliced from 7 exons. NCBI's taxonomy places the organism in Eukaryota, Metazoa, Chordata, Lepidosauria, Squamata, Viperidae. The record is from RefSeq and is a predicted model, not a curated record.